This is a messenger RNA of Morone saxatilis (striped sea-bass), 3251 nucleotides long. Its product is annotated as C-Jun-amino-terminal kinase-interacting protein 1-like. Gene Ontology annotation, molecular function: protein binding. Gene Ontology annotation, biological process: regulation of JNK cascade. The record is from RefSeq and is a predicted model, not a curated record. Lineage: Eukaryota; Metazoa; Chordata; Actinopteri; Moronidae. Gene Ontology annotation, cellular component: cytoplasm.
GACUCCAUCAACAACAACUCUUUAGGCAAAAAGGACAGCUGGAAGGACUCCCUCUCCUCCUCCCCACACAUUACAGGGGAUCUAACACCACCGGCUAUUCAACCAAAACCGGAGGACAAAGUCCGGCACAGCACGCGCCGCCCCGCCCCAAAACCACCCAUUGCCAAUGGAGCCAACAGCAGGGCCAACACUCAGGCUGCUGCCACCACAGCAGACACACGCGCUCGACCACGGGACAGACAGGUGUCUGGGGCCACACACACACAGUCCUCCAGCACACAGAGGAGUCAAAGGAGAGGAGGAGGAGGAGGAGGAAGAGGGGGAGGAAGAGGAGUGACAGCGAUGAGAGAGAGGAGCCUGGGGGACAUCAGAGGAAAGGAUGGAGUGACAGCAGUGAAGGAAGAUAGAAGAGGAGGAAGACUGUGUGAGGAGUCCAAGGGGAAGGAGAAAGAGAGGAAUGGACAUCAGAGGCCAAGAGAAGCAAAUGGACUGAAAAGCCGGGGGGCUGAUGGGAAGGGAAAAGUAGGUGCUAAAGGGGGUAACAGAGGAGGGGGACUCAAGCCAAAUAACAUGCUGUCUAACCACGAAGUUUAUCUGACAGCCAUGGUGGUCCCACGCACGCCUGUAGCACCAAGAAACCAGGACAAGACGCGAGACAAAGGCCAAAACCAUGACAGGACCCAGGACAACCCCCAAGUCCUCUCCCGGUCCAGCAGCGAGGGAGGGUCAAACAGAAUGUCCCUCAGCUCAGACACAGAGGGCCCCCCACCAGGGCCCCUGCAUCCCUCUCUAUCCCACCGAACCAACCCUGACAUCAGCGAAGAAGAGGGGGACGGAGAUCCGACUCCGUGCAUGAAUGUCCAGAAUGGUCCGACCCACUGCCUUGCAGAUAACGAGAAAACAAAGAUGGACAAUAUCAAGUCAGAGGUGGAUGCAGGGGGAGGAAAAGGUGACAAUAACACUGAGGUGGAUGGCACCAGCUCUGUCACUCAGGGAGAUCGUGCUGUUGCUCAGACUGUACCAAAGAGUGAAUCUACAGCAGGGUUAAAUUAUGACUCUGUUAAAUACACUCUGGUGGUCGAUGAACACGCUAAAUUGGAGCUGGUCAGCCUCAAGGACUGCUUGCACGGUUACAACGAGCACAAUGAUGACAGCGAUGCUGAGACCGUCUAUCAGUCAGCCAAUGAGGAGGAGGACCCAGAGUAUGAGGAGGAGAGGAAGAGGAGAGAAGAAGCAAGGAAGCAAGAGAGGAGGAAAGAGGAGGAAAAGAGAAGAAAGGAAGAGGAGGAGACGAAGAGGAGGAAGGAAGAGGAUGUGAAGAGAAGGAGGGAGGAGGAGGUAAAGAGGAGAAGGGAGGUUGUGGCAAGGGUCUGCAAGCAGUCCAAGGUAACAUCAACCACAACUUCAGAGGAAGAUGAGUCUAACGGAGGAAGGGCUGGAGCUGCCAGAAGUAGGAAGUUCCUCAACCUGUUUGCCAACAACAACAGCCAUUACAGUGCCACCGGCGCUGGGUCAUUUGGUCUGUUCUCCUGUGUUUUGGAUGGAGUGGAGAGACAGCAGAGCCACAGAGCUGUCUACAGGUUUGUCCCUCGUCAUGCAGACGAGCUGUGCCUGGAAGCAGAUGACCCGGUGUUAAUACUAAACCAGUCUGAGGACCUGUGGUGUCAGGGCUACAACAUGAGGACUGGAGCUACCGGCAUAUUCCCUGCCUUCUAUGCCGUCAGGGUUGCCAAAGAUCUUAGCCAAGUCCAGAAAGAUGGUUGCAUAGAGCAGUUCCUGGUGCGAUUCCUGGGUUCAGUUCAGGUCCCUAUCCACAAAGGCAAUGACGUGCUGUGUGCUGCGAUGCAGAAGGUGGCCUGUAACAGACGGUUGGCAGGUCAGCCUCCCUCAGCCUGUGUGCUGGAGGUCAGUGUGAAGGGUGUGAAGAUCAGUGUCCAGGACCAGUGUCAAUCAGCUCACAGGGGGGACCAGUGUUUCCAUUUCUUCCAGCUGAAGAACAUCUCGUUCUGUGGCUGUCAUCCAAAACACAGCAAGUACUUUGGUUUCAUCACCAAACAUCCUGACCAACAGCGCUUUGCCUGUCACGUGAUGAUGUCAGAGACAACAUUACAUCCUCUGGCUGAGUCUGUAGGGAGGGCAUUCCAACAGUAUUACAAGGAACACAUUGGCUACUCCUGUCCCACCGAAGACAUCUUCAUUGAAUAACACCUCUCCUCCAUUCACACUAUGUACUGAAUACUCACUAUGUGCUUGUAAGCCUGGACUUACAUUGCAAAGUGAACCACAGAUAUAUCUUCAUCAGAGUACUUGCAUGGUGGAUUCCUUUUCUUGGCUGCAUCCAGUGAUACAGCGAGCUUGUCCCUCGUUUGACCAUGUCACGAUAUAAUUACCUCUAUGGAUGGAUAGGAUCACAUGAGAUGUUCCAUACAGUGAGAACAAAUGUAACAUAAACCUACCCAAACUCAAACACAAAUAUCAGAUAGUGAUAUAUUUUGUUGGCUAAAGGUACGUAACUACACGCAGAUAUUGGAUUUAAAACUUUAUGGACAGCCUUUCAGGACCAUGGAGUUAAUUUAACGACAGAAUGUUUAUAUCAUCAGUUGGUGACAAACCAUGCUGAAAUGAAUAAUCAUUAAUCAGUGAGUUUUGGCAGCUGAUUAACCAUUUGAGCUGCGUAUCCAAAACCAGCAGUGCUUUGAUGUCAGUGUGGGCGAUCACCAAAGUCAUUAGGAGUCCUAAUCUUAUGACAGUUUAUCCGGUAUUUAUGUAAGCCUGGAGAGGCAAGUGAGAAAAAUGUUUGUGUUCCAUUUUCUAAGUCUGUUCCUAAUUGUUUUCUCUUUUGUGUUAAUAACUUAAGAACAGUUGAAAAGAAUUGUUUGCAAGGAUAAUUUUUCUCUCUUUUCAUCAUGAAACAGGUGGAAAAAAAGGUUUGGCAGAUGAUUCUUUUUCCCACACACUCAAAACCCAAAUAUUUUGUGUUAUUAAAUUAUUUAGCAUUACUUCCAUGUAUUUGAAAUGUAUUUAAAUUGGCACUACGAGAAAUUAAAACUCACCUGGAAGAAAACAUGAAUGCUUUUAGUCAUUUUUAGAACAUGGGGUACUGGUGAACUUCAGCCUCUUGUGGUUGAAAUGGUAAUGGUAAAUGGACCUGUACUUACCUAGCGCCUUUUUUAGUCUUCUGACCACUCAAAGCGCUUUUACACUACGUGCCACAUUGAGCCUUUCACACACAUUCACACAGCGAUGACAAA